This is a messenger RNA of Episyrphus balteatus (marmalade hoverfly), 2586 nucleotides long. RefSeq names its product beta-alanyl-bioamine nonribosomal peptide synthetase ebony-like. NCBI's taxonomy places the organism in Eukaryota, Metazoa, Arthropoda, Insecta, Diptera, Syrphidae. The record is from RefSeq and is a predicted model, not a curated record. The transcript is spliced from 10 exons. Bases 226 to 2586 code for a protein of 786 amino acids.
UCCAUUAUAAAAGGACCUCAGUAUGAAGUUAUUCCACGCAGACUUCAUGAAUUAUUUGAAGAUAAAGUUCUUGAGAAUCCAACUAAAUCAGCUUUAAUCUAUGAUGAUAAGGUUGUUACGAGAAGAGAAGUUAAUGAGCGAUCAAAUCAAUAUGCCAGGAUCUUUUUGCGAGAAACUUUAAAACAUUCCUUAAGUCCUAAUCAGGACGGAGACAAUAUAAUUGCCAUGUGUAUGGAACCUUCGGAUUACCUGGUGAUGAUACUGCUUGCAACUUGGAAAGCAGGUUUUGCAUACAUUGCGAUAGAUCCUAUUUUAACACCCAAUCGGAUAGCUCAUAUUUUAAAUGAUGCUCGUCCCGUGAUGGUUAUAUGUGACAAUGACAUGGAUCAAAGGGUUUUCGGGUCAUCCUUGACCUUGAGCCUUAAUGAGCUGAAUGAAAAAUCUUUCCAAAUGGAUGUAACAAGUAUUCUCGACGAUGAAAUGAAAAAAAGCACCCAAGACCUUGCAGUCGUUCUUUAUACAUCAGGAAGUACUGGAGUCCCGAAAGGAGUAAAAUUGCCUCCGAUUGCAUUAUUAAACCGAUUAAAAUGGCAAUGGAUAACAUUUCCUUUCACUUCCGAUGAAACUGUUGGUGUUUUUAAAACCUCCCUCGCAUUUGUGGAUUCAGUUUCGGAAAUUUGGAGUGUACUUUUGCAUGGUUUGAGUCUCUUAGUUGUUCCAAAAGCAACUACAAAAGACCCUGAAAAAUUAGUAAAAUUACUUGAAGAGUAUCAAAUCAGGCGUAUUACACUUGUCCCAACGCUCUUGCGCAAUAUUCUCAUGUACCUAAAGAUGGAACGAAAAACUCAUAAUAACAAUGAUUGUCUGUUGUCAAAACUUAAAAACUGGGUGUGUUCAGGGGAACCAUUACAAAAACAACUUGUCGAACAGUUCUUUGACUGUUUUGAAGAGGGAACUCAUUUCUUGCACAAUUUUUAUGGAUGUACCGAAGUAAUGGGUGACGUUACAUACUUUACUUGCAGGAGUAAACAGCAGCUAAAUGAGUUUGAAAAAAUUCCUAUAGGACUUCCUGUUGCUAACACUGAAAUGUACAUAUUAGAUAAAGAUUAUAGACCAGUCAGUCAUGGAGAGAUUGGUGAAAUUUUCGUUUCUGGACUGCCACUUGCCAAUGGGUACGUGAAUGGCCGUGAUCCAGGCAGAUUUGUUAACAGUCCUCUAUCCAUUGAGGGCAAAUUUUCCAGACUCUAUAAUACUGGAGAUUUUGGUUCAUUUCGAAAAGGAUACAUCCAUUUCGAAGGUCGCUUAGACUCACAAAUCAAGAUUCGUGGUCACCGAGUAGAUCUUACAGAAGUGGAGAGAACCAUCCUUUCAUUUGACUUUGUGGAGAAAGCAAUUGUUCUUUGCUACCAAGUAUAUCCAGUUGAUAGUGCACUUUUGGCGUUUGUUCAACUCAAUGAUUUAUCACCUCGCUACUCAGAGCUGGAAAUUGAAAAGGCGUUGAAGGGCAAACUAGGGGAGAGUGGGGCUAAAUUACAAGAUUACAUGAUUCCCCAAGUUAUAAUCGUUGAUCACUUUCCGCUUUUGGUCAAUGGAAAAGUCGAUCGUCAAGAGCUUUUAAUGUCAUACGAGAGAAAAAGGAAUGACGUCAUACCUAUGGACUUUUCUCAAGUCCCAGAUGAUUUGAAAGUUAUUGCGAGAGAUGCUUUUAAUAUUAUUGAAAGUGUAAUUGGACGAUCUGCACGUGGAACUUUGACAGUGGAGAGUAACUUCUAUGAGAUGGGUGGUAAUUCUUUGAACUCGAUUAUAGCCGUUACAUUGCUACGUGAAAAAGGAUAUCAUAUUGAAAUAUCUGAUUUCAUUUCGGCAAAGAAUCUCGGUGGUAUUCUUCGGAAAGUUUCCAAUAAAUUUACCAAAGUGGUGAAAGGGGAGUGUAGACUUGUGAACUUGAAUAUGAAAGCUUUUCCUCUUAUCAAGGAUGACAAAGACAGCGUUAUCCAAAUCCUCACUGAUAGUUUUUAUGAUAAAGGUGAUUUGGAGUUUUGGAUCAAGGAACGGAUUUCACGCAAAAAUUACAUUGAUGUUUUUGAGGAUAUGUGGGAUGAGGCAUUGAAUAAAGGCUACAGCUUUACUGUUAAAGAUAUGAACACGAAGAAGACAAUUGGUGUUAUAAUCAAUUUUGAUGCUCGAGAUGAGCCUAAAUCGAACAUUAAACUCUUCGACGAUAUAAGUACUCACAUUAUUGAAGAUUUAGAAAGACCAUUCAGAGAAAAUCAGAUGCCAAAGGAGUUAAAUAAAGUAUUGUACACUAGUUUGAGUGCUACUAGCAAAAACUUGAGCCCCCAAGAAAAUAUUGCCUGUAUAUAUUUUAUGGAAGAAGAAAUCAUAAAUUUGGCUAAAAGAAAAAAUUUCAUUGCAAUUCUUGCGGCAAAUAUCAGUCCUCUUACACAGCAACUUGGAAAUGAUGUCUUUAAACAUAAAUGCUUAGUUAAUUAUCAAGUUAAUAAAUAUGUUCAUAAAGACGGCACAAGACCAUUUGCACUUGCUCCUGACUCACAAAAAAUAAUGCUUCAUUAUAUGGAAUUAUAA